AUGUAUUUGAUCGUGGGGUUUCCUGGUGCGACACGAAUGGUAAACGUUGAUCCCGACGCUAAGAUCAGCGUACUGACGGAGAUGCUGCAACAAGACGAGCGCCUACAAAACAACGAGCAGAUCACAUUGUUUUUGGCAAAGCGAAACAAUUCCUGGUUGGAGUAUGACAGCAAGGAUGAGGCGAUGUUGGCGCUUGGAGACGUAACAACGAACGUGAAGGGUAUGCUGACGACCAAAGCAAUAAAUCGAGACGCGUCUGUGGAUCAAGUGUUCGGCGCUUUACCGGCUCAACGCUGUGUGCACGUACUUGUUGUAGUCCCUGGCCACAAACUCCGUGGCGCGCUGGCAGGUCUAUUGGGCGAGUACAAAGUUCAAAUGCACUGGAACUGGAUUAUGCCUUUGCACGCUUGA
Molecule: messenger RNA, 411 nt
Organism: Phytophthora sojae
Lineage: Eukaryota; Oomycota; Peronosporomycetes; Peronosporales; Peronosporaceae
Exons: 1
Coding region: 1-411 (136 amino acids)
Source: RefSeq, a predicted model, not a curated record